This is a messenger RNA of Gaeumannomyces tritici R3-111a-1, 991 nucleotides long. RefSeq names its product cell cycle control protein cwf14. Bases 292 to 738 code for a protein of 148 amino acids. The record is from RefSeq and is a predicted model, not a curated record. Gene Ontology annotation, biological process: mRNA splicing, via spliceosome. The transcript is spliced from 2 exons. NCBI's taxonomy places the organism in Eukaryota, Fungi, Ascomycota, Sordariomycetes, Magnaporthales, Magnaporthaceae. Gene Ontology annotation, cellular component: nucleus; spliceosomal complex.
ACGUAGCCCGCCCUCCCACUUGCGGAAGUCCCGACCAUCCAUCAUCCGCGCGUCUGGUUUCUGAAAAUCGCACUCUGGACAACCUUGCCCGGCGCCCGCCACCGCUCUCCAACAUAUCUAUCACGUCUUGGGUAUCUAUCUAUCUUGUUAUAGUCACUACCUUCUCGCAAUACAACCAGCCUCGACAAGAGCUCGCCCACUCCAUCGCUCCCCAACCGAACUCGCCCUCGGCUUGCGCCGACCUCGUCGCCCGGAAAAUCCGUUGACCUAGCACCACCGAACCCCAGAAUCAUGCCCGCGAUCAGGCACGCGUCCAAGCGUAAGCCCCCACCGGAGGGCUUCAGCGACAUCGAGGAUGACCUCCUCAUCUUCAGCAACAAGAUGAAGGAUGCGCAGAACACGCCAACCGACAACGUUCCAAAGCACCAGGCGCAAUGGCCCAUCUUCCAAAUAUCUCACCAGAGGAGUCGCUACGUCUACGAGCUCUACUACGAGAAGGAGGCCAUCUCCAAGAAGCUGUACGAGUGGCUUCUCAAGAACAACUACGCCGACCCUAUGUUGAUAGCCAAGUGGAAGAAGCAAGGUUACGAGAAGCUUUGCUGCCUAAGAUGCGUGCAGACGAAGGAGACCAACUUCAGCUCCACCUGCAUCUGUCGUGUCCCGAAAGCGCAGAUGAAGGAAGAUAGGGAUAUCCAGUGCGUAAGCUGCGGCUGCCAUGGGUGUGCUUCCAGCGACUGAGGAACGUUCCUUUCUCGUCGGGGGUUCCGCAUGAAUGACGCACAAGAAAAACCAACUGGGAUCAGUUGGCUUGCCGUCGCCAUCCACGCAGUGGCUACUGCAUCAUCGACUCGCGAAUUGAAGUAGAUAAAGAAUGAUGCUCCUGAGGCAUCUGGAUUCUCCAUAUUGGCGUACGUGUCGUGGACCUUCAUGUUUUAUCCAAACUCACUAGCUAAUACCAGAGCCCUCAGAAGACUUUUUUCACCGUUUGCCA